CAAAAAGGCGCGCAUCACCCUGCCCCGCGCACCGGAAGUGACGUGACGUGCUGCGCGUUCCCGCCGUGCCUUUCGCCGCCGUCCUGUGGCGGGAACCGCGGCGCCUGAGGGACGGUGGUGGCUGAGAAGAAAUCAUGCAGGCAUUUCUAAAAGGCACAUCUGUCAGUACUAAACCACAAUUCACCAAGGAUCGGGUAAUACCCGCCACUGCUGGAACCAGUGGGGAAACCAAGAAAGUCAAGCCAGUGCCUUGGGUGGAAAAAUAUCGUCCAAAGUGUGUGGAUGAAGUUGCUUUCCAGGAAGAAGUGGUUGCAGUACUUAAAAAAUCUUUAGAAGGAGCUGAUCUUCCUAAUCUCUUAUUCUAUGGACCACCUGGAACUGGCAAAACAUCCACAAUUUUGGCAGCAGCUAGAGAACUCUUUGGGCCCGAACUCUUUCGAUUAAGGGUUCUUGAGCUAAAUGCAUCUGAUGAACGUGGAAUACAAGUAGUCCGAGAGAAAGUGAAAAAUUUUGCUCAGUUAACUGUGUCAGGAAGUCGGUCAGAUGGGAAGCCAUGUCCACCCUUUAAGAUUGUAAUUCUGGAUGAAGCAGAUUCUAUGACUUCAGCUGCUCAGGCAGCUUUAAGACGUACCAUGGAAAAAGAGUCUAAAACAACCAGAUUCUGCCUCAUCUGCAACUAUGUCAGUCGAAUAAUUGAACCCCUCACUUCUAGAUGUUCAAAGUUCCGUUUCAAGCCUCUGUCAGAUAAAAUUCAGCAGGAGCGAUUACUGGAUAUUGCUGAGAAGGAAAAUGUCAAAAUUAGCCAUGAGGGAAUAGCUUAUCUUGUUAAAAUAUCAGAAGGAGAUCUACGGAAAGCCAUUACAUUUCUUCAAAGUGCUACUCGACUAACAGGUGGAAAGGAAGUCAUGGGGGAUGUGAUCACAGACAUUGCUGGGGUAAUACCACCCACAACCAUUGAUGGAAUACUAACUGCAUGUCAAAGUGGCUCCUUUGACAAACUAGAAGCUGCAGUAAAGGACCUAAUAGAUGAAGGACAUGCAGCUGUUCAGCUUGUUAAUCAAGUUCAUGAUAAGGUGGUAGAAGAUGAAGAACUUUCUGAUAAACAGAAGUCUAUUAUUACAGAAAAACUUGCUGAAGUGGAUAAAUGUUUAGCAGAUGGUGCAGAUGAACACCUGCAAUUGAUGAGCCUCUGUGCAACUGUGAUGCAGCAGCUAACUCAGAAUUGUUGACUUAUGAAUGACCUUUUGGAUAAUAAAUGACAAAAACCCAUAAAGUGAAUAUACAAUUUAUUUAACAUUCAAACUUCAUUAAGACAUGUGCAAUAUGGCAAUUUUGCUGGGGGUUUAACCCUACCUAGGAUGAUUGCUUGCUGAGGCUUAGCAACAGGGUCCAGUUCAUACUUAGCACUAAUUAAAUACUUUAUUGAAUAAAUACAAUACCAAACAAAAUGCAUUCAAAUGUUUUCUAAAAAAAAGAAAAAUCACUUUUAAAGGCCUUUCUAAUCAGGCUAAUAAACACAAUAAA
Molecule: messenger RNA, 1524 nt
Organism: Phodopus roborovskii (desert hamster)
Lineage: Eukaryota; Metazoa; Chordata; Mammalia; Rodentia; Cricetidae
Gene: Rfc4
Product: replication factor C subunit 4
Exons: 11
Coding region: 135-1229 (364 amino acids)
Biological process (GO): DNA-templated DNA replication; DNA repair
Cellular component (GO): nucleus; DNA replication factor C complex
Molecular function (GO): DNA clamp loader activity; ATP binding; DNA binding
Source: RefSeq, a predicted model, not a curated record